Molecule: messenger RNA, 914 nt
Organism: Sorex fumeus (smoky shrew)
Lineage: Eukaryota; Metazoa; Chordata; Mammalia; Eulipotyphla; Soricidae
Gene: TFPT
Product: TCF3 fusion partner
Exons: 6
Coding region: 142-876 (244 amino acids)
Biological process (GO): positive regulation of apoptotic process; apoptotic signaling pathway; apoptotic process
Cellular component (GO): Ino80 complex
Molecular function (GO): DNA binding
Source: RefSeq, a predicted model, not a curated record
GGGGGUGGAGGCGGAAACUGGACACUGCGAGCCCCGAUGGGGCGCCGUCAGGCCCGAUGGGACAGAUAAUUCGGCGCAGGACUUAACUUGAGGUUCGCGAGGUUGAAAGUUCCGUGGCUUGGGGAGCCUGGAGCGGGAGCGAUGGAACUGGAGCAGAGAGAGGGGACCAUGGCAGCCGUGGGCUUUGAGGAGUUCUCGGCGCCCCCGGGCUCGGAGUUGGCCUUACCGCCGCUGUUCGGCGGACACAUUCUGGAAAGCGAGCUUGAGACCGAAGUGGAGUUUGUGUCCGGUGGUCUGGGCGGCUCUGGACUGCGGGAGCGAGACGAAGAGGAAGAGGCGGCUCGGGGCCGGCGGCGGCGCCAGCGGGAGCUGAAUCGUAGGAAGUAUCAGGUGCUGGGUCGUCGCUGCCGCGAGAUCGAACAGGUAAACGAGCGUGUCCUGAACCGGCUACACCAGGUGCAGAGGAUAACACGGCGACUGCAGCAGGAGCGCAGGUUCCUCAUGAGGGUGCUGGACUCCUACGGCGAUGACUACCGGGCCGGCCAAUUUACCAUUGUGCUGGAGGACGAGGGCAGCCAGGGCACUGAUGCCCCCACUCCUGGAAACGCAGAAAAUGAGCCUCCGGAGAAAGAUGGGCCCUCGCCGCCUGAGCCCAGCAGCCCGUCCCCAGGAGAAGGGACCAGUGGGCGGAAGAGGCGGCGGGCACCCCGAGAUGGCCGGCGAGGGGGCGCCUCACUGACCCCGGAGCUGGCCCCGAUUAAGGUGGAGGAAGACUUUGGCUUCGAGGCGGAUGAGGCUCUGGAUUCCAGCUGGGUUUCCCGGGGGCCAGACAAGCUGCUGCCCUACCCCACCCUCGCCAGCCCUCCCUUUGAUUGACCCCAAUAAACCCCCUCCCCACCCUUCACCUGGGCCCG